AUGAUAGAGAACGGUGUUAACGAACAUGGCUCAACAGCGACCAGAGGGUAUAGUGCAGUUUUACAAAGAAGAUAGAUUAGAUGCGAAGGGUAAUCAGUUAUUCAAAUGUGAAUACUGCAGACAAGAUUCGAAGCCUAAUUUUAUCAAUGAUUACGUUAGAAUGAUAUAUCAUUUAAAUUAUGUGCAUAAUAAAUCAGAAAUAAUGGAAGACCCAAAAUAUCAGUCCGUAGCAGCAAGAUUUAAUCUUCAUCGCCACAAUGUAAACCAAAUUGUUGGGGAAUGUCUUGUUUCAAAUUGUAACAUGAAAAUUAAAAUAAAAAUAGAUUCUGGACGAAAAAUACUGAAUUAUUACAAAAUAGAGGACACCGAAUAUGCGAAAUGCUCAUUUUGUCGGACGCAGAUACCUUUGGAAGGGUUGGAUUCGCAUCCUGCUGUGGUACUCGCGGCCUUAAGCAAACACUUGAUCCCACAUAUUGGCAAAUAUUCGGACAUACUACUAAAAGGAGAAGUACAAGAAUUACGUUCCGUAGACGAAGCAUUCAUACAAAGUGAGCUAGAAAAAGAAGAAAAUAUGCAAUUAGAAAUGAACAAAAAAAAGCAAGAUAUUGAUAAGGAAGUUUCAAUGGAAGAGACUCUAAGUAUUAUAGAAACGGAAGAUCUUAAUACGCUACUGCAACGAUACAGAAUGAAAUUAAAUGAAGAAAAAAAAGAACUAUGUUGUGAAAUAAAUGGAGCUCACCAGUUUACAUAUGAUGAUAAUAAGUUAUAUUGCAUAAGAAAUCAUUGGGAAAUUUAUCACGGGCCGAAAAAUAUGAUUUACGAUGAAAUAAAGAAUGUAACAAUUAUAUCUAAGUUAUUUCGAAAUUACAAAAUAACGGAUGGAACAUUAGCAACCUGCUCUGAGUGUGAAUAUUCAGAAAAUUUGGAAAAAGACAAUGAAUUGUAUGCUGAAAUUUUGAUAACUCUAAGAGACCACUGGUACCAAAUCCAUCGUAAAACUUUUACAUAUUCACAAUAUUAUAAACGUGGAAAUCAAGCUCUACAAGAAAUAGUGCAAGAAAUAAAGAAGAAAAGGCGAGAAGCUGCAACGCAGAUAUCACAUCCAGCGGAGAGAUAUGAGAUUCAAGAAGUACACAGUGUUGAGCCUGGACAAGACAUUCCGAGUGAGGGUGUACCAGAGACACAAGAGACACCAGAAACACUAGAGUCUAGCGAAAUACGAAGUACUACGACGCAAAGUUCUGCAACUGUGGAAAACAUGCCUAAACAAAGCAGUGACAGUGGGGAUAUAUCAGUCUCCGGCGAAACGCAAAGUCCUUUGUCUGAGGAACCAUCAUCAAAACAGAUAAGAUUAGAUUCUGAUGUUAUAGAUCGUAUUGAAUUCGAAAAAAAUUCAAUCUCGCCGCUGAUACAAGAUAUCUUUCUACAAAGGAUAUUAUGCCAUCUGUUUUAA
This is a messenger RNA of Acromyrmex echinatior (Panamanian leafcutter ant), 1453 nucleotides long. RefSeq lists its product as uncharacterized. NCBI's taxonomy places the organism in Eukaryota, Metazoa, Arthropoda, Insecta, Hymenoptera, Formicidae. The record is from RefSeq and is a predicted model, not a curated record.